Suillus plorans is the source of this 750-nucleotide messenger RNA. RefSeq lists its product as uncharacterized. Lineage: Eukaryota; Fungi; Basidiomycota; Agaricomycetes; Boletales; Suillaceae. The record is from RefSeq and is a predicted model, not a curated record. The transcript has 4 exons. Bases 1 to 750 code for a protein of 249 amino acids.
AUGGCUGCGAUAACCUAUCCCUUCGCUGUUCGUUCUUUGGCAGACAUGUUCCCAGACCUUCUCCACAUCUCCGCCUUAGCUUCUCAUAGAAUCGACGAAAGCAAGGAUAUUGGGGAUCCCUUUGAUAUAAAUGCAGCCUACGAUGCGGAGAAGACUGUGCAGGAGUUGGAGCCUCUCAGCCGUAUAAUUCCGUCAGUGUCUCAUGUGCAUAUCGAAGCUGCAAAAAAUAGAGCUCAUGUAUUGCGUGCCAUCCACGCGACAGCAACAGUUGGAGCUGUCGAUGUUUUGGCAAGGUUGGACGAGAUACAAAGAACACAAAACACGACUCAAGUGACCAUAAAUCAAAACUGUGCGAUGUUACAAGAGACUCGUGCGAUGAUGCAAGAGACUCGUGCGAUGGCGCAAGAGACUCGAGCUAUGGUCAUGAAUAUCAGACUUGCAAGCCAGAAUGCUAAGGUGCCGCAGGAAAGAAAUUAUUACAAACCUCUUCAAAAAACUAGGAGUGGACAUGGCCGUGAACUAGCGUUGCAAGUAUCGAGGCCGGAAAACACUAAUCACCUUCCCCCGUCAGCUACCAUCCAGCCCGCUGCAUUAGGGACCGUCCCUCCCUUCUUUGAUCGCAAUACAGAUACAUAUACAUUAGGGUCAAUCAACUCCUUGAUUAUCUUCUACAACGAUGAUUUCGACAUAGAGAAGGAGGAUAGUUUGGAGAUUAGGAAGAUAAAGUUUCGUCGCUGGCUGUGCUCUUGA